This is a messenger RNA of Penicillium canescens, 783 nucleotides long. RefSeq lists its product as uncharacterized. The transcript is spliced from 5 exons. Gene Ontology annotation, cellular component: Hrd1p ubiquitin ligase ERAD-L complex; endoplasmic reticulum membrane. Gene Ontology annotation, biological process: endoplasmic reticulum unfolded protein response. Gene Ontology annotation, molecular function: misfolded protein binding; ubiquitin-specific protease binding. The coding region runs from base 1 to 783 and encodes 260 amino acids. Lineage: Eukaryota; Fungi; Ascomycota; Eurotiomycetes; Eurotiales; Aspergillaceae. The record is from RefSeq and is a predicted model, not a curated record.
AUGGACUUCUUUUGGCAGGCUCCUCCGGUCACUAGGACUCUUACAGCCUUGACUCUGGUUCAAUCCGCGUUGGUACAUGGUGGUUUAAUGAGCGGCUUCCAUGUCAUCUACCUUCCGAGUCUGAUCUUCAAAUGGCGCCCAGAAAUCUGGCGGCUGGCCACCCCAUUCUUACUAACCGGACCUGGCUUGUCCUUUGUCUUUGAUCUUUACUUCAUGUACCACUAUGGCAGUUCUCUGGAGACGGGCUCGGCUCGUUUCGACCGACCUGGAGAGUUCUUCAUUUACCUGUUGUUUGUAGCCUUCACCCUCAUGCUCACAGCAGGUGCUUAUUUCGGGGCGAUGGUUCUUACAAGCCCCUUGAUCAUGGCUUUCGUCUACACCUAUUCACAGGAUAACCGAGGCAAGCGCGUGAGAUUCUACUUUAUCGACAUUCCCGUGGUGUUUCUGCCAUACGCAUUGCUCCUUGUCUCAAUGGUGAUGCUCGGGUGGAAAUCUGCUUUAAUAGAGAGCAUGGGCAUCAUCUCUGCUCAUCUUUACGACUUCAUCACCCGCAUCUACCCUACCUUCGGUGGCGGACGAAACUUUAUCGUGGUCCCAGCCUUCGUGGAGAGAUACUUUACUCGACACACCGUGAACGUUGGAUACCGAGGAUAUGGAACAGCCAGUCGCCCAGCGCGAGCAGCCGAUCAACCUGAGAGUGGACCACUCCCAUCAUCCUGGGGCUGGGCCUCUGGUGUGCAGGGUUCCUGGAAUGGCAGAGGUGCUGGUCGCAGACUCGGCUAG